GUGAGCCACGAUCAGCGCUCCAUCCUGCGGAGCUCAGGGCGAAGAAAACCGCAGGGAAACAGCAAAAAAAGCAACGCAAUGGACCCACCAAAGGAGUAGCUGAGCUGGGGAAGGGGGCUCAGGCUCUCAGUGUGGAGCUGAGGAUCAGAGAGACAAACCGAGGACAGAAGAGGCUCGAGGUUCAGCAAGAAGCUGUCUGGCCCCAUGUCUGCCCCUGCACCAGCCAAUAGGAGGACUGGGUUGGGCUCCCGCCGGUUUGACUACUGCAGGUUCAUAGAACUAGACUACGUCCCCAUGGAGACAGGAUAUAUGGUGUCAAUGCGCCCGACUAAAGGCAUCGCAGCGACAAAAUCACCAACUAAAGGAUACACUUCCACCAAAUCUCCAGAUCGCCACAGCCGCUCUACAAACUCUCCCUCAACCCCAACGUCCCGGCGGACGGCGGCCCCACCCAGUAACAGAGAUCCCUUUGGCAACGCCUCCCUCAGCAGUGGCAGCAACUCGAGCUCCUGUAAAGGCAGCGACUGCAGCCCAACCAAAGGACGUCAUAAAAAGUACAGCUCAUGUACAGAAAACCAUGGGAUCCGUCCUCCUCCGCCAGAGCAGUACCUCACACCUCUUCAACAGAAAGAGGUGUGCAUACGACACCUACGGGCCAAGCUAAAGGAAACCAUCACUACCCUGCAAGACAGGGAUACAGAGAUAGAUGAGCUGAGAGGCCAGCUUUACAGGAUGCAGGAGGACUGGGUUGAAGAGGAAUGUCACCGUGUGGAGGCUCAGCUGGCUCUGAAGGAGGCACGCCUGGAGAUCCAGCAGCUCAAACAGGCUGUGGAUACUGUUCGUGCCAGGCUCAGUGAUGCUGGAGGGCUAAGUGGGGACGCAGGGGUCCAGAAGUACUUUCAGGACAUCAACACUCAGAACCACAAGCUUGAGAACCUUUUGCUCAACAUGGAGAUCGCCCAGGCUGGAUUAGCCAAGGAGGCAGAGGGGAUACCAGGCUGUCGGAUCCGUGUUGGUGGUUCGGCACCAGCAUCUGUAUCAGGGGAGAGUCCAGGGGGGAUAUCCAAACCACCAGUAGGUGGGAGAGGGUCUUGCUCCUGUGAUGGUUCCCCGGCCCGUUCUCUUACGAGGAGCUCCACCUACACUAAGCUGAGCGAUCAAGCGCUUGCAGAUAGGAACAGUAACGGCCAAGACUUUCCUUGUCUCUCAGGAGAUGGUACCCAGGACAGUGGCAUUGUGUGUGGGGAGAGCAGCAUCCCCAGCCGAGCUGACCUGCUGCUGGAGGCUGCUUUUCUUUCUGAGGAAACAGCAUCUUUACUGAACUCCUACACACAGACCUUUGCCCACUCUCUGCCUAACUCUCUACCCCACUCUCUGCCUAACUCCAUGCCCCACUCUCUGCCUAAUUCCAUGCCCCAUUCUCUGCCUAACUCCAUGCCCCACUCUCUCCCCAACUCUCUGCCUCAUACUUUCUCCCACACCUUGCCUCAUUCUUUCCCUCACAAUUUGUCCCACUCUGUGCCCCACGCUAUGCCGCACUCCGCCACCUAUGACAGCGUAUGCACAGGUGAGCGCCUGGCACCGUUCCGCUGUGGCCUGAGUGGAAUGGGCUGCAUUAGCCACCCAUGCCUGUCUCACCACCUCUACCUGCACCCUCUGAGGGAAGCAGGCAUUCAGACUGAAAGCUGCCCCAUUCCUGCAGCAACAGGAUACUCUGAUUUGGACACUAUUGCAGAGCAGCGUACUUUCCGAUCCCAGGCUUGCAGCCCCACUUCCACCUGGAUGUCUGAUGAGGGUGAGGAGGAGUUGGACUCCAUCACCACCACGACUUCAGUUACAACAGCAACAGUCAUGAGUACAGCUACAGAGCCAAUCCCAGUCUCCAGGACACCAUCAGUCCCUGCAUUGCCAAGAUCUGCAACCGUAGCAUGUUCCAUGGAGAGCCCUCUUUGUGUAGGCAAGGAUGAAGUGGAGGAAGAGGAAAAGCAGGAGAAAGAGAAGAGAGAGAAGGAAGCUAAAACAGCAACAGAGAAUCAGGAGAAAACAGCAGUGGUCAGCCCAGAAGAAGACAGGCAGCAAACUGGCUCAAUCAAGGAAAAUGAGGGGGAAGUGGAACAUUCAGCAGUUGAGGUUGAUCCAACAAAAGUGUGCAAUUUAUCAGAGACAUCAGCAGGAACACAGGGUGAUCUCACAUUUGUAGGAUGCUGUGGAGAGGGCAAAGUAAGUGGGACAACACAAAGGAACCUUAACUCAGAAGAUAAGCAGGAAGAAGUGGAUACUUCAGUGAGAUCAGUCCAGGUUGAGACCACAGAGCCAGCUCCAAGUCCUCCAGCAUUAUCACCUGCCUUGGAACAGCCUCAUACCUCCCAGCCUAGGAGUUCUGCUUCCCACAUGGAGAUAGCUGGUGUCACUGUGGUGGAGGUCCAUGAUGAGGACAAUGACGAAGAUGAAACUAAAGACAAAGGCACCACAGAAGGCGCCACAGCAGAAGGAGGAGAUCAAUCUGGUCCUGGGACAAUUCAGAAAAGUUACUGGAGUCGUCACUUCUUAGUCGAUCUGCUUGCAGUGGCCAUCCCUGUAGUGCCGACAGUGGCUUGGCUGUGCCGCGGUCCGGUCCGUGGUGGACAGCCCAUGUAUCAUAUAGGAUCGCUGCUUCGAGGCUGUUGCACCGUGGCCCUGCACUCUCUGCGUAGAGGAGGGGGGCUGAGGCAUUACCCUGCAGGCGGGGGAGAUCUGGGUGGAUCAUUGAUAUAGGAGGAGGUCCUAUUCUACUCCUCUUUGGUCCUUCAGUACAACCACAGCAGUUUGAGUCUGGAUCUUCAGAGGAUAUUUGUAGAGUGAAGAGAUUGCUCCGUUUGCUUUUCUGAUCAAAGUGGAUAGCUGCAGGGAGCAUCCAGCAAAGGAAAUGUACAUCCAUGACAGAAAUCCCUGGCUGGUAAACUCUGUUCUGUUUGGUCCUGCUUCUUACUGUCUCUCACCUACUGGUCCUUGCUGUUGCUAUCAAGAUGUCUGCUAACAUCACAGACUUGUGCAAAACUGAAAGAGCUGAUUGAAAUGAAUGAAUGAAUGCUUGGAUGUCAAUCACUGAUUGUUGUGUUUUUAACUGCAGGGAAAUGUUUGUUAAUCUUUGACUCGAUUUUGAAAUGUGAAACAAUUCUGUGUUAGUGAACAUCUACAUGAAGUAUAUGUAUGUACAAGAUUAUCUACAUAUGGAACCAAAUACUCCGGUUUUCAGCAGAAGUUAAUACACACUCUGCUCACUGACCAGUGGCAAAGGGGAAAUCCGCUAUUUGGAAUUUACACCUUAUUAUUGGAGACUGGGGAUUGUGAAGUCUGUUGGAAUCCAAGGCAAGAAAUUCAAAGAGGGCCCCUAAACCGGUUUUAAUCCCCAUUAGGUUAUAAAUAACCACCAAAAAAUGUGAAAAAGCAGAAAUAUUACCCAAGACCACAUGGACUGACUAUUGAGAGUUAAUAGUGAAACUACAAGGUUUUUGCAUUCUUCCAGCCAACUAGCUAAGCUAACAGGUUGGCUGCUGAUGACACAGUUGACUCUGGAUACAGCUAAUUCAGCUCAGAGCUGGACACAUAAGGGUGCUCUGCUAGCUAAGGUAACUAAAUGUCAAAGAAGUGCAGUAAUGUAAUGCUAGCAGAAUUGUUAUUCAAGUGUCCUUCCCCAGUUAGUAUGACAUUUAACCUGUCAUUAUCCUCUUACUGCUCACUUGCUUUCUUUUUUCCUCUUUUCCCCUCUUUUUAUACUCCCAGAUGUUAAGGACCUGUGUCCAUACAUGGCACAUUUGCACUGGCAGAGCCCACAAAUUCAGAUUCACCAGCAGUCAUUGUUGCUGCUUCUCUUGGUUGUAUCCAUUCAGUAUGUGUGCGUAGUGUUUCCUUUAUUCAAAGAAACAUCACCAAGAAAACAUAGGCUCACAAGCAGCACCUCUUCACUUAAGAAACUGUUCCCUCACAAAUACAAGUCAGAACAUUUUUUCUUCCGCCACUGUUGUUGACAAAGCUGAUAACAGAAGUCGUGCCCCUUCUGGAUUUUGACUGUUUCGUGAGGGAGAAGUGACACUGACCAAAGGUUAACUCUUUUCAAAUUAGAGCAUUGUGAGAGUUCUUAAAUGCUGGACUACAUUGAGUUUAUAAUGAGAAUCAGUGCUGCCAGUGCUAAAAGAAUACAGCCAUGGACACAAGCCUCCAUUCCUGUCCAUUCAAGAGGGGUCUGGCUGCAGUUUGCAGAUCUCAGGUCUUACAGACCACUACUGUGAGACACCACCUCUGUCAGAAUGGACAGAGUAAAUGUUACUAUGAAAGCCAUUUAGGUAUGUUACCUUAAGCUUUAGCAACAUGAGCCUUAGCAAGUGUAGCUAAAGGUAACAUAGCUACAUUUGCUAUGCAGUUAAUGUAAAUAUGAAAGCCAAUUUUGCUGUGUUAGCAUAGCUCUAGCAAUGCGAGAUUAAGUAAAUGUAGCUACAUUAACUAUGUAGAUUAUGUAGCUAUAUAGCUAAAGCAGCUAAUGGAGCUUCAUUAAGCUUUAGCAAUGUUACCCAAGGGGUUUGUGUGGCUAAUGUAGCAUUGUUAGCUUUAGCCUUAGCUAGGUUGGCUGCGUUAGAGUGUUUUCAUUAAAGAUGAGCUUUUUUUCCCUGUAAGCAGACAUUUUACUUGGUCAGAUUUUUAAUUUUUAACUUUUGGUAUCCCAUCCCUUGACUCAAACCUUACCCUCACCCUAACCGGAAGUUCAGUUGGAUUUUAUUUUGUGCAUUUCCCUUCUGCUAGAAGCAGCAUCUCACAGUAGUUGUCCGCAAGACGGGCAUCUGAAAGCUGCUGUCUGCAGCCAGACUGUCUUGCUUCCUUCUCUUUUAGUUACUUUCAUUAACAAUCUUAUGUUCUCACAGGAACAGUGCACGUGAAGCUUGCCAGUGCAAAGAAAGUAAGUGCUGGCAGAUGGGGCCUCCUUUAGGGGGUUUCCUACUGUCAUUGCAGACUUUGCACAUUUCAAGCUGCUACUGUGGUUUAAAGUUUGUCAGCCCACGGGGCCCCACUACUGGCUGGGGUCUCAAACAGUUGCCAUUGCCUGUUGACAAGCAGUGCCACUGGGUG
Cheilinus undulatus (humphead wrasse) is the source of this 5100-nucleotide messenger RNA. RefSeq names its product syntaphilin b (gene snphb). Bases 205 to 2754 code for a protein of 849 amino acids. Gene Ontology annotation, cellular component: mitochondrion; cytoplasmic microtubule. Lineage: Eukaryota; Metazoa; Chordata; Actinopteri; Labriformes; Labridae. The record is from RefSeq and is a predicted model, not a curated record. The transcript has 6 exons. Gene Ontology annotation, biological process: neuron differentiation.